CGCUCCCUCCCUCUUCUUCCCUCCCUCCCUGGGCCGCCUCCUCCUCCUUCUCCUCCUCCCUUUCUCUCCCGCUCUGUCUCUCCCGGCCCGGAAUCCAUUCCGGCCUGGGAGCCGGAGCGGCCUGGCCGCCGUCUGUCUGCCCGACCCCCUGGCCGUCUGGCGGUCCGCCCUCCCGUGCGUCUGCCUGCUGGUGCGCCCGCCUGUCCGCGGCCCAGACUUCAGAGGCUCAGAGAAGUGAAGCAAUUGCUCAGCUAUGAGAGAGCGAGCCAGGAUUUGAAACCAGAUGAGGAUGCUGAGGACCUGAGAGGGGAAGUGACUUGCUUAAGGUCACUGAGUGGGAAGAGGUGAAGCAGGGCCUUUAGUCUGCGACCCCUGACUCCACACCUAGUGUUUGCUGAGACCCCAGGCUGCUUCCCAGGUCCUCUGGGACAGCUCUGCCUUCCACCAGGUGAGGACCAUGGGCAGCAACAAGAGCAAGCCCAAGGAUGCCAGCCAGCGGCGCCGCAGCCUGGAGCCUGCCGAGAACGCCCACGGUGGCGGCGGCGGGGGUGCCUUCCCCACCUCACAGACGCCCAGCAAGCCGGCCUCCGCUGACGGCCACCGUGGCCCCAACACGGCCUUCUCCCCUGCCACCGCCGAGCCCAAGCUGUUUGGAGGCUUCAACUCCUCGGACACAGUCACCUCCCCGCAGAGGGCGGGGCCGCUGGCUGGCGGAGUGACCACCUUUGUGGCCCUCUACGACUAUGAGUCCCGGACAGAGACUGAUCUAUCCUUCAAGAAAGGGGAGCGGCUGCAGAUUGUCAACAACACGAGGAAGGUGGAUGUCAGAGAGGGAGACUGGUGGCUGGCCCACUCGCUCAGCACGGGACAGACGGGCUACAUCCCCAGCAACUACGUGGCGCCCUCCGACUCCAUCCAGGCUGAGGAGUGGUACUUUGGCAAGAUCACAAGACGGGAGUCAGAGCGGUUACUACUCAAUGCAGAGAACCCGAGAGGGACCUUCCUAGUGCGAGAAAGCGAGACCACGAAAGGUGCCUACUGCCUCUCAGUGUCCGACUUCGACAACGCCAAGGGCCUCAACGUGAAGCACUACAAGAUCCGCAAGCUGGACAGCGGCGGCUUCUACAUCACGUCUCGCACCCAGUUCAACAGCCUGCAGCAGCUCGUAGCCUACUACUCCAAACAUGCUGAUGGCCUGUGCCACCGACUCACCACUGUGUGCCCCACGUCCAAGCCACAGACUCAGGGCCUGGCCAAGGACGCUUGGGAGAUCCCCCGGGAGUCACUGCGGCUGGAGGUCAAGCUGGGCCAGGGCUGCUUUGGAGAGGUGUGGAUGGGGACCUGGAACGGCACCACCAGGGUGGCCAUCAAAACCCUGAAGCCGGGCACGAUGUCUCCAGAGGCCUUCCUGCAGGAGGCCCAGGUCAUGAAGAAACUGAGGCACGAGAAGCUGGUGCAGCUGUACGCCGUGGUGUCCGAGGAGCCCAUCUACAUCGUCACGGAGUACAUGAGCAAGGGGAGUUUGCUGGACUUUCUCAAGGGGGAGACGGGCAAGUAUCUGCGGCUGCCUCAGCUGGUGGACAUGGCUGCUCAGAUCGCCUCAGGCAUGGCGUACGUGGAGCGGAUGAACUAUGUCCACCGGGAUCUCCGUGCUGCCAACAUCCUGGUUGGAGAGAAUCUCGUGUGCAAAGUGGCCGACUUUGGCCUGGCUCGGCUCAUCGAAGACAACGAGUAUACAGCCCGGCAAGGUGCCAAAUUCCCCAUUAAGUGGACGGCUCCAGAAGCUGCCCUCUACGGCCGGUUCACCAUCAAGUCAGACGUGUGGUCCUUUGGGAUCCUGCUGACAGAGCUCACGACAAAGGGCCGGGUGCCCUACCCUGGGAUGGUAAACCGUGAGGUGCUGGACCAGGUGGAGCGAGGCUACCGGAUGCCCUGCCCACCUGAGUGCCCCGAGUCCCUGCACGACCUCAUGUGCCAGUGCUGGCGGAAGGAGCCCGAGGAGCGGCCCACCUUCGAGUACCUGCAGGCCUUCCUGGAGGACUAUUUCACGUCCACUGAGCCCCAGUACCAGCCUGGAGAGAACCUAUAGGGGCAGCUACGGGGCCAGACCGGCUGCUCGGCGUGGAUCGGGCUGGGUGGCCCCCAGUGCGGGGUCCUGCCUCGCUCUUCCUGCCGCUGCUGCUCCUCUGUGGGGCUGAGUUGUCAGUGAUUAGGCCUCUCCCUCUUUUGAGGCAUGGAAGGGCUUGGGGCCCGGAGCAGCCCUGAGGGCGGGGUCCAAGGCUGGCACGGUGACUGUGCCUGGCUCCUGCUCCCACCACACACCUCCUUGUACACCUCCUGGAGCUCCGUGAAUUGCAGCAGGAGGACGUGGGGAAAAGGGCUGGAGCUGAGGGCUCCCUUUCCCAGCCUCAGCCUCCUCUACACAUUGGCUCCUUCCCUCUUCCACGCCAUGCAGGGCUGUCUCCAGAGCUGGCCAAAGAGCCUUUCCAAAGAAAAGUGAUAGGCCCUUGGCCGUCAGCCUGCCUGAUACCCUGCCCCUUGCCGUCCAUUUCUGAAACACCUGUUCGUGGAGGCUGCUGGGUCCAGACCCCUCUGCCCUGGCUCCCGGGCAGAGCAGCCUGACGCCUCGACUGAUUGAUGAUGGUGGGUGGGGUGGGCUCCCCGCAAACCCUGCCCUUCUUAGACCCGAGGGUCCCUUAGAGAUCAUCAAUUCCUUGUCCCUUACUACCCAUGGGGAGACAGCCCAGAGAGAGGUUGUGACUCACCCAAGUCCACAGAGCAGUUCAGAGUUGAGGUGGGAUCAGAACCCGGUGCUCCCUCUGUCUUCCUCAGGAACCAAGAUUGUCCUCAGCGGCAUCAUGGACAGACUGUGGCAGCCCAAGGGACAAGGGGCCUGAGGGUGGGUUAGAGGCAGCAGAGAGUUCUGCUAUUUCCCGCUCAGCGGGGCUGUUGUGGGGGGAGAGUGGAGGUGGGUGUGGGGCUGAGCUGGGAAUGAAGGGUGAAGGUGCAGGUGUAGGGAGGCAGACUUCAGUCAGAAUGUGGGUGGAUUUUGACCUUCAGGCUUAGCCAGUCAUGAAAGGGAGUGAGCUCCCAGGCUCUGGGGGCAAUCAGGCAGAAAUAGAAGAUCCAAGUGGUUGGGAAACUUGCCCUGGCCUUAGGAGGGGGCCCCAGGUUGUCUGCCCAGUUUGUCCUGUGUCAUUUCAAUGCCUGGCCCCUGCUCUCCUCUCCACGUUGGCACCCUAAACUCAUGAGUAGGGAAAGGAGUGCCUAGGCUGGGGUGGGAGAGGAUGAGGGUUCCACUGUCAGGUAUCAGGACUGGCUGUGAGACCUUGGGUGGACCUGACUUCUCUGGGCUGCAGCGUCUGCCUCCUUCUGUGGCCAUGGCCUCUGCAAUUGCUCCCCUCCUGUCCUGUCCAGACCUGUGACCCGGCAUCACACAGGCGGGCGUCAGGAGACUGUUUUGGCCCUCGCUCUACUGUUCAGUCUUAGGGUAUGUGGUGGCUUCUCCCUGGCCUCAGUGUGCCCCUCCUAAAAGGGGAAGCUGACAGUUUAUGGGCAUCUUGGUAAGGGCCUCUGUGUGUGUAUGUGUGUGUGUGCACGUGUGUGUUCCUCCAUGUGUGUCCAUAUUUAACAUGUAAAAAUGCCCCUUACUCUGUCGCCCAGACACAUUGUACAUUUCACCCACAGCCCCCCUCAUAGCAAUAACAUUCCUGCUGCCGGGGAUUCUUGAGCCAGCCAGGCCCUGCCAGUGGGGAAGGAGGCCAAAGGGGUGCCUGCCUAUGAAAUUUCAACUUUUCCUUUCAUACAUGUUUAUUACCCAAGUCUUCUCCUGUCUGUCCCAGUCCCAAAUCUGGACUCACCUACACGAACGUGCUCUCAAAUCCCCUUCUAACUGCCCAAGACCCUUUGUAUAAGGUGUCCUAAUACUGUCCUUUUUUAAAAAAACAGUGUUUUGUAGAUUUCAGAUGACUAUGCAGAGGCCUAGCAGACCCCUAGUUCUGGGCAGGGCCUGGGGGUCCCACAUUCCAUGGCCCAGGCUCGGGGGGUGGGGGAACCCAGAAUUGGUUGUAAAUACUUUGUAUAUUGUCUGAUUAAACACAAACAGACCUCAGA
Molecule: messenger RNA, 4113 nt
Organism: Myotis daubentonii (Daubenton's bat)
Lineage: Eukaryota; Metazoa; Chordata; Mammalia; Chiroptera; Vespertilionidae
Gene: SRC
Product: SRC proto-oncogene, non-receptor tyrosine kinase
Biological process (GO): protein phosphorylation
Molecular function (GO): protein binding; protein tyrosine kinase activity; ATP binding
Source: RefSeq, a predicted model, not a curated record